AUGUGGGUGAACCCAUUAGGAAGGCAGUUGGAAAGAGCCCCCAGGAGACUUGGUGUGGACGGAGUUAGAAGCUAUUGGCCGACUUGUUUUUGUGAGCAGGCAAGGCACGAGGAGCAGCAGCUGGAAGAAGCAACCCUGAACAUAUCCGGGAAGUUCCUGCUUAGUGGAAGGCGAGACGGAGGCCCGUGCGGAGCCCCGCCGACCGAAACCCCUGGAGCGGCCGCGGCCGCAGUCGGAUGUCGUGGGCGCGGCGGGCAGGGCGGGUGGCCCGGGCCGCCGGCCCCAAUCUCCGCGACGGCCCCAGGGCGUGAAGGCGGUGCGAGAGGUCUGAGGAAGCGAGGCAGGCGGCCAGCGCAAGGGCCAGACGAGGCGGGAGGCUGCGGCCUUGAGGCCGGGGGGCGUGAGGAGAGCAGGCGAAAGACGAGAAUAGUGGCCCGAGCGUCUGGGAGAGAAGAGGUGGAAAAUGACAAGUCGGCCAAGGAAAAAAGAAAAAUUACCGAAGCCUCAAGUGAUGAUCCACAGCCAGGGAUUGACCUGGUAAGAAAGGAAUCAUUAACCAGUUCAGAAUUUUUCCAAACGGUGGAGUGCAGUGAGUUUCAAAGUAUGGCUUUCUUGCAGUCUUUGGGUAAGGAAGGUUUGGUAGAAGAUAUUAAAAGAAGAAUUUGAAUGAAAAAAUUUAAAAGCUUAGAAAGCCCACCUCUCAAAAUAACUGAAAAUGAGGGUACAAAAAAUAUUAAGGUUGAAUUCCAAGAUGAACUGUACAAGAAUACUCCAGAAUUUUCUUGUAACAGCUUGUCACCUGAAGUAGAAAAUAAUUCUAUUUUAAAAUUACAUGAUUGCAAUUGUUUUCCCCAUUCCAAGGGUUGUAAUGAUGAAAACAACCUUGCGUAUAAACCUGAUGGCGGAUGUAAGCAUGUGGCAGAAAAUUCCUCGAAGUUAAAGAAAGAAAACCUUCGGAGUCUUGCAGAGAAGGGUGACACAAGUAGUAUUCAUCAGCUCUUACAAACUGAAGAAAAAUUAAUGGGAGUAAAGUUACUGCUUGAAGAAAGUGAUUUACACCACAGUAAAAAUAAUGGCUUGCUUUCCUGCCUUCAAAGUGAAAAAAACAAAUAUUCAAUAGAGGAGAGCAAUGUUGGGAGAAAAUCAAGGAAAAGGAUGAAGUUGUCUGACAAAGGAGACGAAAUAGUUGUUGAGAUGAAUUUCUCUAAUAUAUAUAACAAGUCUGAGUUGGUGUUGCAAGAAAAUCAAAUGAGGACCAAGGGUAAAGAAGCAGAGACUUUAGAAGCUAAAAAAAGUCCUUUAAAUGUUUUGAGAAAAGUAAACUGUAAUACACUCUCUCCAACGGAUCACUUAUUAAGUCUGCCAGAAACAGUAGGAGAAAAAGCAAGUCCUGGACAUCAUAUGAAGUCCGAGUUUCAGAACACUCUUGAGACACUACUUUUGAAAGAAGAAACAAAGAAUGCUUCAGAGCCCUUAGGCUGUAAAAGCAUGGAGCCAGAAGAAUAUUUUAAAUCGAUGAAAAGCUCCAUAGUGAAAUCACCUAGUGAUUGCCAUCAUAUUGAAAAAAGAUCUUCACGGGAAGACAUGAAAAAUGAAGCUGAAGAAUCAAAGUUAAGCUGUCGUAGGACAGUACCAAUGACUGGUAAAAGAACUUGGCCUUAUUAUUCAUGUGCUAGAGUAUCUGCCCAUUGUUGGAAAAAGGCUUCCUUACCACAAUCAAAUUACCUUCUUCCUGGGUCUAGAGAACAUUUUAUGCAAGGUGAUUUUUUUAAACACCAAACAAACCAGGCUCACAUGACUGAAUCCAGGUUAUUGUUUCAAAGUUCCUUAACAGAAACAAACACUGAAUCUUCAAGUAAAGAAAAAUUGGAUUCUAAUUUAAAUUGUUUGUCUUCAGUUUCUGCAGUAGAACCUACUUUAAAAGAACCUAUAAUUAAUGAUAAUAAAAAGAUAAAGUCAGAGGAAUUGAGCAGAGGUGGGUCAGAGGUAGUUUCUAAUACUACUGAAGAUACUCAGUCAACUAAUGUGACUCAAAGUCUAACAGGAAGUAAAAAAAAAGAAAGGGGGAAUUUAACAAAACUUAAUUUCACACUGGCUUCCCAGGUUGGCCAGGAAGCAAAUAACUCUACAGGCAAAGCUGUUCAUCGAAAAGCAGGCAUUGCUAAGCAAACAUUUGUUUGUAAUCCAGACUUGGUUAAAAUAUUAAACACAGGACGGCUCAGUAAUUUUAAAAUCCCUUUACUUAAGAAUAAGACAGAAAAAGGAAAAGAAAAUGCCAAGUUAUCAGAGAAAGAAGCUUACAGUCCCCUAGAACUUCUUGACAAUUUAUCUGGAGCAAAGGUAAGACAGAACAGAAGUAAAGAAGAUGUCUCCAUGGCAACUUCAAGACCUCUGUCUUUGAGCAUGCAAAAUAGUUUAACUCCAGUGCAAGCUAGUUCAGACUCAUUCUACAGUAAAAAUUCCUGUAGUAUUUCUCCAAGCUUUACCAAGCAAGGUAAUGAUAAUAAGCCAUCUAAUCACAUCUCUGAUCCAGGCAAUAUUGUUUCUAAUAAGGAAGCUGUUUCUUUCACAGUUGAAAUUGAAAGUAAUACUUUUUCUUGUGAUCGUGGGUCUAUAGAGAAAAGUCCAUCCUGCUCUAACGAACAAGAAACAUUCAAACCAGUUUCCUGUGAAUUUAGUGGUAGAAAAAUGACUACGAGUUUUUCAGAAAUCAAAGUGGGGUUUCCAGAUAUUCUUAAGGCAUAUGAAGAUGAUGUCCUCUUAAUUGAUGUGAUUCAAGAUGACCCUGACCUCUUUGGAGUCUCCAAUGAAGGGGAGCUCUCAUGUACUUCAGAGGUCCUUGUGAUAAGUCAGGAGCCCAGUGUUGCUGAAGAGCACCAGUCAACAGACUCCAAGCACAUGGAACUUCCAGAAAAAGAACCAAGCGAUGACUUGAGAGAACUUCCUGUAGUGGACCCUGGAUUAAUGACGUCAGAGGUCUAUGCUUCCUUGUCAGCAGCAAAUGAAAUAAAACAUGAUUCCAAAGGUACAAACAUUUUCUUAGGAGAAGUUACUAAUGAGACCUCUGAAAAUGAAAAGCGGGGAGACGUCAGUGAACAAAUGAAAGCUUCAGACUUGGAUGAAAAGUGUAGAUUUUCAGACAAGGAAACUACUAACGAGGAAAAAGAAAAUAUCUAUGAAGUUUGCAAAAGCAAAGAUUCUAGAAAUUCAGAGAUUAUGGUUGGUGGACAUCAGUUACCAGCACUGGUCCCAAAACCUAUGUGCUUAUUAGUGCCCCCUUUGAAUCUAAGUGGUCAUCAGGAAGACACAAUACUGAAGCCUUGGAUGAAUGAUUUCAAAUUUCUGGGAAAACAUUCUGUCCUAAAGCUGCAGAAUCCUGAAACUUGUGAAAUAUUUAAAAGGGAAAAAAAUGCAGGGGGAUUUUUUCUAUUUUUCUAUGUGUUCCAGAAGCCCCUAGGGUUGAUGAUACCCUAUAGAUACUGCAAAUUUCAUUUUAAUACGUUACGUGGCUGUGAGCGAUCACAAUGCAAGUUUGCUCAUGUACCUGAGCAAGGGGAUGAAAAGGUUUGCAUGGAUGUUUUUAAGAAAUAUAUAGUUAUCAAUGAGCUGUGUUUGCUACAACGCGCAGUAAACAUAUUUAUGGAGUACUACAGAAAGUUUCCUCCGGGCAUACACUUUGAUUUACAAGUGCUAAAUAACCUUCUAAAUUCUUUACUCCAACAUUGUUUAUUAAAAGAAGUAUUUCAGGUAGUUAACCUCAGCAUAAUUGUUAAAAUGCUGCCUGCUCUGAAAAUAUUACUAAAAAUAUUUGAACAUGUGGCAACUAUGAAAUUAAGGAAUGCUGUACCUGCUUUAAUCGAUACCUUUUGCAAGCUUGUUGAAGCUGGGAUGGUGCCUGACUCAGAACAAUUUAACUAUAUUGUUAAGCUUUUAUACCAAGCACAAGCUUCCAAACAAGAAAUAACUGCAGUUCUAGAAAUGAAAUCCAGAUUACAGAUGAGGCAAUUUAAGAACUGGAAGUGUGACUUAGAUUCAGCUUUGAAUGAAAUAGAGCAUUGUAAGGAAAAAGGUGACUGGACCAAAUUGGGAAAUUUAUACAUUAAUGUAAAAAUGAGCUGUGAAAAAUUUGUGGAUUUCCAGAAAUUUUGUACUUGUAUUGCUGAAACACUAACAAAAGACUGUAAAGAAAGACCAUGUGUUCCUUUUUGUGAAUUUGCUGAAACAGUUAGCAAAGAUCCACAGAAUAGCAAAGUAGAUAAAACUUUGUUGGGAAGAAUUGGAAUCAAUGCCAUUUAUUUCUAUCACAAGCUGUUGCAGUGGUCCAAGGGAAGGAAGGUCUUAGAUAAACUACAUGAAUUAAAAAUACAUUUUACAAGUUUAAAAGGACUUACAGGGCCUGAGAAGUUAGCACCAAGAUGUCAAAUUGUGAAUGUUGCAGCAGAAAUUUUCCUAAAAAGUGGAAGCCUAGAUGGUGCCAUUUGGAUAUUGAGGGAGUCAGAAUGGAUAAUCAGUACACCACUGUGGCCUUGUGAUAGACUGGAUGUGGUUAACCGACAUAAUUUGCUCUGUACAAUUGCACAUGAAACCUUAGCCAAGAGCCUUUACAGACAGACAUUUGAAGUUUUGCAGAAUCUACCAGGUUUUCAAAAUUCUCAAGAAACUGUGGAGGUCUCACAGUAUAGCCUUCUUUUUAAUAAACUUCUAGAUACCUGUAUAGAAAGCAACAGUCUUGGUAUGUCAUCCUCCGUAGCAGAAUUCAUGAUUUCAAAGAGCAUCCCUAUUGAUUUUUCUUUUCUUAGAAGAUUAAUUACUUCUUUAGGAAGGAGUUCUUUAUGGCUCAAAGCCAGAGCCCACUACAAAAGUGCUCUUUCACUGGGUUGCUACCCACCAUUGGAGGGAAAUUUAUACCGAAAACUUCUACUGAUUCCUUCUUAUUUAUCUGAGAUUGAAAUGCUUUUAGCUAUUGAAAUCUUCCUGGUAUCUAAUGCUAGCAGCAUUCAGAGUCCUGGAACUUCAACACAGAUGCUGCAGAUAGUUUUGAAAAGGUGUGAAGAAAACAAAUCUCGGAGCAAGGAUGAUUAUCAAGCUGCAGUAGAAAGGUUAAUUAUGGCUGCUCAUAUAUCGGAUCCAAAGCUUUUCAUUAAGCACAUGACCAUCAAUGUUAAUAAGGAACAAGUUUAUAAUCUGGAACAUUGUUCUGCCCUGAAAUGGUUGACAGAGAAUAUGAAGUGGGCUGGAAAGGUUUGGCUUUUCAGUAACCAUUAGUUAAUAAAAACUUUUUUUUAAGUUCACGUAAUCAUUGUUGAAAAUAAGUCAA
This is a messenger RNA of Galeopterus variegatus (Sunda flying lemur), 5317 nucleotides long. It is a transcript of the gene TOPAZ1, whose product is annotated as testis and ovary specific PAZ domain containing 1. Gene Ontology annotation, molecular function: metal ion binding. The transcript is spliced from 22 exons. NCBI's taxonomy places the organism in Eukaryota, Metazoa, Chordata, Mammalia, Dermoptera, Cynocephalidae. Gene Ontology annotation, biological process: spermatocyte division; spermatid development. The record is from RefSeq and is a predicted model, not a curated record.